This is a messenger RNA of Achroia grisella, 1823 nucleotides long. RefSeq names its product putative aldehyde dehydrogenase family 7 member A1 homolog (gene Aldh7A1). The transcript has 8 exons. Gene Ontology annotation, molecular function: aldehyde dehydrogenase (NAD+) activity. Lineage: Eukaryota; Metazoa; Arthropoda; Insecta; Lepidoptera; Pyralidae. The coding region runs from base 70 to 1680 and encodes 536 amino acids. The record is from RefSeq and is a predicted model, not a curated record.
CAUUUACUUCAUAACUGUAUACAUAGUUUGUUGGUUAUUCGUAUAAAAGCUAAAGAGAUAGCAGGUCUGAUGAGCCGCAUAGUGUUUGAGAGAUUAUUUUUACGGUUAAACGUACCCAUGGCUCGAAACUCUUCUACUGCCUUCCUCAUCGAGGAUCCUAAGUACACGUUCUUAAGGGAGUUGGGAUUGGAUAAAAAGAAUGUUGGUGUAUUCAACGGUAAUUGGAAAGCUAACGGACAAAUAAUCCAGUCAUUUAGUCCAGCUCACGGCAAAGUUAUAGCCGAAGUUCAAGCGGCAAAUGCUAACGACUACGAGGAAUGUGCUGUCGCGGCCCAGGCAGCCUGGCACUCGUGGGCAGAGUUGCCACCGCCAGCGAGAGGUGAAAUUGUCAGGCAAAUAGGAGACGCUCUUAGGGAGAAAUUGCAGCAGUUGGGACAGCUCGUCUCAUUAGAAAUGGGUAAAAUUCUACCGGAGGCCAUAGGCGAAGUGGUGGAAUAUAUUCAUGUUUGUGAUCUGGCUCUUGGUCUAUCUCGAACGUUGCCCGGCACUAUAUUCCCAUCAGAGCGACCUGGUCAUGUGCUUCUAGAGAAGUGGAACCCGCUCGGUUUGAUCGGCAUUAUAUCAGCUUUCAAUUUCCCGGUCGCUGUGUAUGGUUGGAAUAGCGCUAUUGCAAUGGUAUGUGGGGACGUCAGUAUAUGGAAGCCUUCGGAUACAACACCACUAACGGCUAUAGCGGUCACGAAGAUAGUGGAAAGUGUGUUGCGGAAGAAUAACAUACCUGGUGCGAUCGCUUCAUUGUGCGUCGGUGGUAAAGAUAUCGGGCAGCAACUUGUUAAAGACGACAGAGUGAAGCUGGUGUCCUUCACCGGCAGCACUGCCGUGGGGCAGCAGGUCGGUGUUGAAGUACAGAAACGCUUCGGUCGCCACCUAUUGGAACUUGGUGGCAAUAAUGCCAUAAUUGUGAAUUCUGAUGCAAAUUUGGACUUACUGCUAAAUGCUGCUCUCUUUGCUUGUGCUGGGACAGCCGGUCAGCGCUGUACGACCACCAGACGUCUGCUUAUACAUAAGCAAGUGUUCAGUCAAGUAGUAUCUAGACUUAAAACCGCAUACGCAGGUGUGGUAAGCAAAAUCGGGGAUCCAUUGCUCUCGGAGACUCUGAUUGGACCUCUGCACACGCCAACUGCGUUGGAAGCAUACAAAAAAACUGUGGCAGAAGCAAUCAAACAAGGAGGAAAAAUAGAGUUUGGAGGAAAGAUCAUAGAGCGCGAAGGCUACUUUGUAGAGCCGACUAUCGUCACAGGCCUACCUCACGAUUCACCGUUAGUGAAGAACGAAUGCUUCGCGCCCAUUGUCUACUGCAUCGAAAUACCAGAUUUAGAAACUGGAAUAAAGUAUAAUAACGAAGUUGAACAGGGACUAUCAUCAAGUUUGUUCACAGAAAAUUUGGGUGAUGUUUUCAAGUGGAUUGGCCCUCAUGGGUCCGACUGCGGAAUCGUGAAUGUGAAUAUUCCAACGAAUGGGGCGGAGGUGGGUGGUGCGUUCGGUGGUGAGAAAGCAACCGGUGGAGGUCGUGAGUGUGGCUCCGACUCCUGGAAGAACUACAUGCGCCGUUCCACCGUCACUAUUAACUACUCCGGAGCUAUUAAACUUGCGCAAAACAUCAAAUUUGGCGAUGAUUAGAUUUAAAAUUAUAGGAGAACACUCAAGAUACUACUUUAUAAGUAGUCAUCGUAAACUUCUUAUAGAUUUUGGUUUGAGGAUAUCAUUUAGUAAUUAAGCAAAGGUCAAGACUGAUUGUGAUUUAUAAUAAAAUUACCAAUAUG